AUGGUUUUGAAGGUUUCUGAGCCAAACUUCUUAUCUGGUUGCGAUAUCAUUUACUUCUUCAGUACGUGCACUUUUGAACAAAAUUUUCGUCAAUUUUUACACCUUAUUUGUGUGUGCUGUGCCCUCAGUCCCUUGCGAUGCACCCCAUUAGCAGUCGCGUGUCGCCCUGAUGGUCGAGACGGGUUCUGGGAGGAGCAUUGGACGGGACAUCGAUGCGUUGGUGGGCGGUCUGCAAGAGUUCGUCGACACGCGGUCCGUAGAGGCGAUUUCCACGUUCAACGAGCGGACAGAGUCCAACGAGUUGUUGCGAGGGAGAUCACCAGUUCAGUACAAUUGAAGGACUCUGCGGAGUUGGAACGGGUCCAAAUGUUGAAGGAGCAGUACUCGCAACGGAUUGGUGAGCUGGAAUUGCAAUUGGACUCGAUGGAACGGCUAUGCGGUGAAAUGGAGGAAUUCCUAGAGGAGCUCAACUUGAAACGGCAGCAAAGGAAGCCCGCUGGUGGGACCUGA
Messenger RNA from Huiozyma naganishii CBS 8797, 510 nucleotides. RefSeq names its product Bli1p (gene BLI1). The record is from RefSeq and is a predicted model, not a curated record. Lineage: Eukaryota; Fungi; Ascomycota; Saccharomycetes; Saccharomycetales; Saccharomycetaceae. The coding region runs from base 1 to 510 and encodes 169 amino acids. The transcript has a single exon.